This is a messenger RNA of Abrus precatorius (Indian licorice), 4617 nucleotides long. Its product is annotated as sister chromatid cohesion protein PDS5 homolog A. The transcript has 30 exons. The record is from RefSeq and is a predicted model, not a curated record. Bases 196 to 4617 code for a protein of 1473 amino acids. Gene Ontology annotation, biological process: DNA repair; mitotic sister chromatid cohesion. NCBI's taxonomy places the organism in Eukaryota, Viridiplantae, Streptophyta, Magnoliopsida, Fabales, Fabaceae. Gene Ontology annotation, cellular component: chromatin; nucleus.
UCCUUUUGAAUUUCGUUGUGACAUUGGCGAUUAAACCUCACGCGCGUGCGAGGGCGGGAUCAUCCGUGCUCAAAAGCAAGCAAAACUUCCCUUCGCUUCACACACCCGAGCAAGCUCAAAACGCAUUCAAUCCUCCACUCACCACUGUGCUUCUCUCUCUCUCUCUCUCUGCCUGCUUCUUUCUUUACUUCCUCCAUGGACAAGUCCUCUCUGCAACUCCUCUCGAAAAUCGGAACUCACCUCGCACAACGAACGCGUCCCAACAAGGACUUCAUUGUCAAAUCCCUCACUCAAGCUGCAAAUGCUUUGUCUCAGUUAGAACAAUGUCCUCAAGUGGGAACCAAAGGAGCAGCACAAGGUACUAAUAAACGAAAAGCUGCUUUGAAGCCUCUGGCAAAUGCUGUGGUUUGCGGUGGUUUGCUUCAACAUGCAGAUAAGGAAGUUAGGCUUCUAGUUGCUAUUUGUGUCACUGAACUUCUUAGACUCGAGGCACCUGAAUGUCCUUUUGAAGAGAAGCAUUUGAGGGAUGUAUUUAAACUUAUCAUUAGUUUGUUUGCGGAUCUAGCUGAUACUGGAGAUAUAUUAUUUUCGAAAAGGGUUAAAGUAUUGGACACCGUGGCUCAAUUAAGGUGUUGUGUGAUAAUGCUGGAUAUUGGUGGCGUAGACCUGGUUCUUGAGAUGUUCAACAUUUUCUUCUCAGUAGUGAGAGAUGAUCACCAUGAUAUUUUGGUUAGUGCCAUGACUUCUAUAAUGAUAACCAGUUUGAAUGAGAGUGAGAAGGAUUUUCAGCACCAGCAACGACUAUUGGAAGUGAUUUUACGAAAUCUUAUAAAGCGCAAAAAAGAAGCAACUGUUGCUGCUUAUGAACUGGCUGUAUCAGUCAUCAAAACUUGUGCACAAGAGGAUAAGCUUACCCGCCUAAUUUCUAAGCUUUUAACUGCUUGCAUACAUGAUGGAGAAGCUGCAAGCUGUGUACUUAAAGAAUUUUACCAUGAAAUUAUCUUUAACGUAUUCCAGUGUGCACCUCAGAUGCUUCUUGCUGUCAUCCCCAGCUUAAUUAUAGAGCUGUUGGCUGAUCAGGUUGAUGUUCGGAUAAAAGCUGUUAAUUUGGUGGGAAAGCUUUUUGCACUUCCUGAACAUCAUGUAGCACAGAAGUAUCAUGAGCUUUUUGUGGAGUUUUUGAAAAGAUUUUCUGAUAGAUCUGUGGAUGUUAGGAUUAGUGCUCUACAAUGUGCCAAAGCUCUCUGUUUGGCAAAUCCCCAUGGGAGAGAAUCACAUGAAAUUAUCACUUCUGUUGAAGGUCGAUUAUUAGAUGUAAAUGACCGAGUGAGAAUGCUGGCAGUUCUUGUUGCCUGUGAUAUUUCCAUUUCAAACCUGAAACUUGUUCCAUCCAAACUAAUAUCUCAAGCCACUGGAAGGCUUCGGGAUAAAAAGAUAUCUGUUAGAAAGAGGGCCUUGCAGAAGUUGAUUGAGGUAUAUCAAGAUUACUGCAACAAAUGUUACAAUGGCAGCAUGAUCAUCAGUGAUCAGUUUGAAGAGAUUCCAUGUAAAAUUAUGAUGCUAUGCUACGAUACAGAUUGUGUGGAGUUCAGGUUGCAGAAAAUGGAAUUUGUUCUUGCUGAUGAUCUAUUCCCUAAACAUCUUUCUGUUGAGGAAAGGACAAAGCAUUGGAUACAUAUGUUUUCUCUUUUCAGUUCUCCUCAUGAAAAGGCACUAAAUUCUAUUUUGACUCAAAAAAGAAGGUUGCAAAAUGAAAUGAAAAACUAUUUGGCUAUGAGAAAGAAUUUGAAGGAAAUUUGUUCUGAAGAAAUACACAAGAAGAUUGAAAGUAUGUUUACAACAAUAGCAACAUCCUUCCCGGAUUCUCAAAAAGCAGAAGAGUGUCUUCACAAGUUAAACCAGACUAAAGAUAAUAAUGUGUUUAAAUUACUUGAAAAAUUUUUGGAGGAACAAACCUUCAAUACUGGACAAACUAUUAAAGAUGAACUGGUAGUGAUUGGAGACAACAAUCCAUAUUAUGAGUUUUUACAUUCACUCUUGUCCAAAUGUUCAUCCAACAUUUUCAGCUCAGAUCAUGUUGAAUGCCUCUUAGAUUAUCUUUCCAAUAAUGAAAGUGGAAAUAAGGAUUUGAAGGAUUCUUCUGUGAAUCUUCUGCUGGCUAUUGUUCAAAAUUUCCCCUCUAUGCUGAAAAGCUUGGAAAAGAAGUUCCAAAUGUUGUUGGAGCAGACAAGUCCUGUUAAUGACAAGCUGAUUGAGGUCAUAGCAAAGGCAGGCUCUCACACAUCUUUCAAUCUUAGCGAGAUUUAUCCAUUUCUUGAGAGAAUGUGCUUGGAUGGAACUCCGCGACAGGCCAAAUUUGCGGUUUCUGCAAUUGCUGCUUUAAGUUCUGAACAAUCAGUUUUCUUAGAUUUAUUCAAGGGACUAAUUGAUUCCUUAUAUAGCCAGUGGAAUGUACCAACAGUUUUGCAAUCUCUGGGAUGCAUUGCGCAAUACUCUGUUUCAACUUUUGAAACUCGGCAUGAAGAGAUCACAUCAUAUAUAAGCCAGAAGAUCAUUCAAAUGGAGCACAUGGAAGACAGUCAUGAUGCAACAUCCUUUCAGGAUACUUCUCAAUGCAGUGAAUCUUGUCAAUUAAAGAUUUAUGGACUGAAAACGUUGGUGAAGAGUUUUUUGCCUUAUCAAGGGAGCCCUGUCAAACAUAAUAUUAGUGGAUUGUUGGAUAUUUUGUCAAGAAUGCUACUGGAAAGUGAUGGUUUUGUUAGCACAGCUACUGGCUCAUGUGAAAAUGAUAAGGCUCAAAUCAGAUUAGCUGCUGCAAAGGCAAUUCUUCGUCUUGCUUGGAAGUGGGAUUUACAUAUUACUCCUCAGAUUUUUCACAUCACUAUUUUGAUUGCAAAGGACUCUUCUUCUUUUGUUAGGAGCAGAUUUCUCAGUAAGACACAAAAGUUAUUGAAGGAGCGUAAACUACCUAUCAGAUUUGCUUGUGCUUUUGCAUUGGCAGCAACUAAUGCAUUUGACGAUCUGCAAUAUCAAAACUACAAAUAUUUGGCAGAGUUUAUAAAGGAUUACAGUAUAGUAGCUCAUACACGACAAACAUCUGCUGUUCAAGGAGCAAUCAUUGAUUACCCUGCAUACAUUUUGGUCUUCUUGAUUCACGUGCUUGCUCGGAAUAAUGACUUUGCAUUUGAAAUCUGUCAAGAUGAAAAAAAGUAUGCUGAUAUUUGUAGCCCACUCUUCUUUAUCUUGCGGGCAUUAAUUGAUGACAGUAUUGUUGGUGACCUGAACCUUGUUAAUGACGCUGUCUCACAUCUCUUUAGUAUUUUUCGAGCAAUCAGAAAAGUUGAGGAUGCUGUAGAUGUGCAGAUGACAACUAAGCUGCAUAUGCUGGCUGAAAUUGGGAUAUUUACUUUAAAUGCGUUAAAGGGUGAUGGGAUUUCUGUUUGCCAAGUACCUGGACAAGUUUUACUGCCUUCAUCAUUAUAUAGAGCUAAUUCAAAAUCUCCGAAAUCCUUUUUUGAUGAAAAUUUUCUAAGUAGAGUCUUUCACACACUUCAGAAAUCUAUGCCUCAGGGAUAUACUCAAAAGACUGCAGAAACACUUCUUAAGCAUGGUCAUAAGGGUCAUCAGGAUGUCCCAAAGUAUAUUUAUGGUGUACUGGACUUGGCAUCUAGCAAACCAGACAAUUUGCCAAGGAGAGAAAUUGAAAAUGCCAAAACUGUGCGGCCUAAUAUCCCUUCAGUGAAAAGGAGAAAAUGUGUGUCUCAGUCUGGUUCUGGAUCAAUUGGUUUGCAUGAAUGCUCUACAAUUGAAAAACAACAAAAAUUACCAUCAAAACAUUGUCAAAAGAGCAUAGAGAGUAACUUGUUUUCAUCAAGUGAUUCUGUGAUCUCUAAGGGUUCCCUGUCUGAAUCACAUGUGCCAACCUGUAAAACAAAAAGAACAGCUGCUUGUUCAUUGGAGAAUGCUGUGACAAGUAGCAAACAUACUGUUCAGCCUUCCAAAUGUCCUAGAACCAAACUGAAAGAUACAUGUGGCUCUAAGAGACAAGAUAUACUGGCAGAUGUUUCAAAUAAAAAUCAAUUCAGCCUCUGUGUUUAUGUGAUGGGGCCAUUAUUGCAUUACGUGGCAGCUACAGAGAAGCAUGUUGCAUCAUCUCCAAUAUGUUCUCUCUCUGACAAACACCUGUCUUCUCUGUCGUUUUCCAGUAUUUUCUGGCCAGCCUCUGCAACCUGCUUUGCUCAGUUCACUCUAAUCCUUCCUGUCAUUUUCUCUGUGUGUUCAGCAUCAAAUUCUAAUUUUGCUCAUUGUGAACUUGAUGCAUUAAUGACAAUAUUGUUUGAACCUUGGUGCCUCUCCCUGCCCAUAGGCAAGCCAUUGGCUGCAAAUGGGUAUUUUAGGAUCAUAGAAAACCCUGAUAGUAAUAUUAACAAGCAAAAGGCAUGGAUGGAAUCUCUGGUGGAAAUGAUGGACAUGGCACAGUUAAUCGAUGAAAAAAAUCAGAUAACCUUGAGAAAAGGAACAUAUGCAGGAGAUUACAGUGGCAGGCUGAAGUCGGGAGGAACAACAGUAGGAAAUGGGGUUACUCGUGUUGAAUCUACGGCGUCCAAUGGUACAUGA